Salvelinus namaycush (lake trout) is the source of this 1113-nucleotide messenger RNA. Its product is annotated as repetitive proline-rich cell wall protein 2-like. NCBI's taxonomy places the organism in Eukaryota, Metazoa, Chordata, Actinopteri, Salmoniformes, Salmonidae. The transcript is spliced from 3 exons. The record is from RefSeq and is a predicted model, not a curated record. Bases 1 to 1113 code for a protein of 370 amino acids.
AUGGGAGCUCCAAAUAAAGACCCUUCACACCUACCACCCUUCUCCUCAGACCUACACCUACCGCCCUUCUCCUCAGACCUACACCUACCGCCCUUCUCCUCAGACCUACACCUACCGCCCUUCUCCUCAGACCUACACCUACCGCCCUUCUCCUCAGACCUACACCUACCGCCCUUCUCCUCAGACCUACACCUACCGCCCUUCUCCUCAGACCUACACCUACCGCCCUUCUCCUCAGACCUACACCUACCGCCCUUCUCCUCAGACCUACACCUACCGCCCUUCUCUUCAGACCCUUCACACCUACCGCCCUUCUCUUCAGACCCUUCACACCUACCGCCCUUCUCUUCAGACCCUUCACACCUACCGCCCUUCUCUUCAGACCCUUCACACCUACCGCCCUUCUCUUCAGACCCUUCACACCUACCGCCCUUCUCUUCUCUUCAGACCCUUCACACCUACCGCCCUUCUCUUCAGACCCUUCACACCUACCGCCCUUCUCUUCAGACCCUUCACACCUACCGCCCUUCUCUUCAGACCCUUCACACCUACCGCCCUUCUCUUCAGACCCUUCACACCUACCGCCCUUCUCUUCAGACCCUUCACACCUACCGCCCUUCUCUUCAGACCCUUCACACCUACCGCCCUUCUCUUCAGACCCUUCACACCUACCGCCCUUCUCUUCAGACCCUUCACACCUACCGCCCUUCUCUUCAGACCCUUCACACCUACCGCCCUUCUCUUCAGACCCUUCACACCUACCGCCCUUCUCUUCAGACCCUUCACACCUACCGCCCUUCUCUUCAGACCCUUCACACCUACCACCCUUCUCUUCAGACCCUAAACACCUACCACCCUGGCCAAUAUACCACGGAGACCAGCUACACCCCCAUCCUCAACCAGGCUGAACCCCCGAAAUCCCCCACCACCCAGGAGACCAGCUACACCCCCAUCCUCAACCAGGUUGAACCCUCGAUAUCCCCCACCACCCAGGAGACCAGCUUCACCCGGAUCCCCAACCAGGUUAAACCCCCAAUAACCCCCACCACCCAGGAGACCAGCUACACCCACACCAAACCAAAGAAGACGGGGAGAAAGUCCUGUCACCUUUAA